UCAGGAACUCAGUUACCAUGUCACUUUUCCGACAAAGAUCAACAUCAUGUAGCCGUUUGAAGGAGAUAUUUCUAUGUCCUAGAAGUUCCAGUGGUUGGUUGAGAACAAAUGUAACACAACCUAAGAGAAAGAUAAGUUCUAAUGCAGCAUACUUGACAAGAUCUCAAUACUAUUCAGCCAUUGGUACCUUGGUAGGGACUCUGACUGGAGUUGGACUCAUCCUCAAUAAACAAAAGAUUUCUCAAGCCAAAGAAGCAGCAAAGUCCCUUGGUCAACCAUCACAGGACAAAGAUCCUGUUUAUUCUACAGAAGAGGUUUCUCAACACAAUAGCCAUGAAAAAGGAAUCUGGGUGACUUACAAAGGAAACGUGUAUGAUAUUACAGACUUUGUUGCUAACCAUCCUGGAGGGUCUGAAAAGAUAAUCUUAGCUGCUGGUGGAGCUCUGGAACCAUUCUGGGCUCUUUAUGCUGUGCACAAUAAUGAACAUGUGUUGGAACUUUUGGGAGAAUAUCGCAUUGGUUCUUUGUCCAAAGAUGAAAGUUCUAUUGAAGCUGUAGAUAUCAAAGAUCCUUACAUAACCGAUCCACCUCGUCAUCCUGCCUUGAAGGUCAACACUAAGAAACCUUUCAAUGCUGAGCCACCUUUGCAGCUCCUGUCAGACAAUCUCAUCACCCCUAACGAGAUCUUUUUCAUUCGCAAUCAUCUUCCAGUUCCAGACAUUGAUGAAACCAAGUAUGAGUUAGAGAUUACUGGUGAAGGAAUUAAACCUGUGAUGCUCUCUCUUGAGGACUUAAAGACCAAGUUUCCGAAGCGUAGAGUAACUGCAACAAUGCAAUGCGCAGGGAACAGAAGAAGUGAAAUGAAUCGGAUUAAACUGGUGAAAGGCCUUAACUGGGGAGCGGCAGCUAUUAGCACUGCUGAGUGGACAGGUGUUCUCUUGAAAGAUGUAUUGAGGUACGCGGGAGUCGAUGAAGCAUCUGUUCAGAAAAAUGGGGUACAACACAUUCAAUUUGAAGGAGCUGAUCAUGACAUAACCGGCUCUACCUAUGGGGCCUCUAUACCCGUUGACAGUGCGCUUUCUUCAGAAAGAGACGUACUUGUAGCUUACGAAAUGAACGGGGUUCCUAUUCCCAGGGAUCACGGCUUCCCCGUACGACUUGUAGCACCGGGGGUUGUGGGUGCCCGUAACGUAAAAUGGUUGAGGAAGAUUGUAUCCAGUAAAGAAGAAAGCUCGAGCCAUUGGCAGCAGAAUGAUUACAAAGGAUUCUCCCCGACAGUUGACUGGGAUACCGUCGACUUUAAGUCUGCACCCGCCAUUCAGGAGUUGCCUGUUACCUCAGCCAUCUGUGAACCAGCAGAAGGCGCCGUCGUCUCGGCGAAUGACGGAGAAAUCUCACUCAAAGGGUAUGCAUGGAGUGGCGGAGGUAAAGGCGUUGUUCGAGUAGACGUGUCACUGGAUGGCGGUAAAACAUGGCACGUUGCUAACCUAGAUGGAGAGGACAAGCUUCAUCGAGCGUGGGCCUGGAAACUGUGGAAUGCCACUCUGCCCCUACCAGAAGGGAAGGACGCCCUGCAGAUCUGUGUCAAAGCUGUAGACUCGUCCUACAACUCACAACCCGACAGUGUUGCUCCCAUUUGGAACUUACGAGGAGUGUUGUCCAACGCUUGGCAUAGAGUUAAUAUCACAGUCAAACAGGAUUCGCAGGAAUAGGAGAAUGAUGAUGGAUAGUACUGGACGUCAAACGUCACCCGGUCGUCGAUAAUGAAAAUAAUAGCAGAUUUUGUAUUUUUUUUUCUCAAUUCUUUUGCGUUUCUUGGUAAUGCUCGGUAGCUCUUUAUGUCUACUCUUACGUUAAAAUGUAAAUAUCAGGCAGUCGAAAAGCUGCCAGAUCUUAACCCAGUUUCGAUAUCUUACGAGCAGGUCCUCUUUAAUGCGAGCGUUACAAUGCUGAGUUGUCCCAACUGGAAAUAAUAGUUUAUUACUUAUAUAGCGCAAAAUACAUGUGGAUAUGAUCUAAUGCGCUAGUAAAUUUAACCUUUCUGGUAUCGAGAACUUUAUCAUCAUCGUUGUAAUCACUAUCCGGUCUGUUUUAGCGUGUGUGUGCGUGUUUUUUUUUUUCGUCGAAGGUUGAAGGAAAACUUUAAAAGUCCUGGAAGACUACAUUAUUUCAAUCCAGGCCUACUGAAUUUGAAUAUGGGGCAUAGGAAGAGGCUUAUUGACGGAUUUUUUUUUCAGUGAACAUCGAAAUAGAAAAUAAUUUGUCGUAGACAUUGUUUUGUCAUAAUACUGGAAACAACUUCCUGGUCUUGGGUCAUAGUAAACAAUUUACAAAAGUUCGAGU
Molecule: messenger RNA, 2343 nt
Organism: Pocillopora damicornis (cauliflower coral)
Lineage: Eukaryota; Metazoa; Cnidaria; Anthozoa; Scleractinia; Pocilloporidae
Product: sulfite oxidase
Biological process (GO): sulfur compound metabolic process
Cellular component (GO): mitochondrion
Molecular function (GO): molybdenum ion binding; molybdopterin cofactor binding; sulfite oxidase activity
Source: RefSeq, a predicted model, not a curated record